Oldenlandia corymbosa var. corymbosa is the source of this 2190-nucleotide messenger RNA. The record is from the annotation of a GenBank genome assembly. Lineage: Eukaryota; Viridiplantae; Streptophyta; Magnoliopsida; Gentianales; Rubiaceae.
GCCAAACAUGACGUUAGUCUCAAGAGGACAAAGUUUCAUCCACUUCAAGCAGGUUUCAUCCACUUCAAGCAGGUACUACUGCUGCCUAUAUUAUUUCAUCCUCGUCGAAUUUCCCACAAUUCUUCACAAUUCACAAUUUUCAAUUCUGGUGGGAAGGUAGUACUAAAUGUCGAUUCUGAUACUGACUUCCUUGCUCUUCGCUGUAUUCAUAGCAGUGUUCUACAAGUUCUUAACAGCCGAUGGGGAUUUCACAUUGCUGUCCAAAGGACACGUCAAGCGUGAAGAAAUCGAAGACAAGGUGAUUUGGAUUACUGGAGCCAGCCGUGGAAUAGGGGAGAUUCUUGCUAAACAACUUGCAAGUUUGGGUGCAAAACUUAUCCUUUCCGCUCGAAGUGAGGCUGAACUAGAGCGUGUCAAGAGACAGCUGUCUGGAAAAUAUGCACCAGAUCAGGUGAUGAUUCUGCCCUUGGAUUUGACAUCUAGUGAGGAGAAAUUGGGUGAGGCUGUACAGAAAGCUGAAUCGUUCUUCGGUGGUGCUGGAGUGGACUAUAUGAUCCACAAUGCAGCAUAUGAACGCCCUAAAACACCAGUACUAGAUGUACCGGAGCAAGAUCUAAAGGCUAUGUUUGAUGUCAAUACCCUGGGGCCAAUUUCUCUUACUCGACUCUUGGCGCCUCACAUGUUGAAGCGUGGGAGAGGACAUUUUGUUGUGAUGAGCAGUGCUGCAGGGAAGGGACCUGCGCCUGGACAGGCUGUAUAUUCUGCUUCCAAAUUUGCUCUUAAUGGGUAUUUUCACUCAUUACGUUCUGAGCUUUGUCAAAAAGGAAUCAAAGUGACUAUUGUCUGUCCAGGGCCCAUAAAAACAUCAAGCACUCCUGAAAUGAGCUCCUCAACGGAAAGGGUUGCUGCUGAGAGACGAGUGUCAUCAGAGAGGUGCGCAGAGCUGACUAUUGUUGCUGCAAGCCAUGGUUUAAAGGAAGCUUGGAUAUCAUAUCAGCCUGUGCUUGCUGUCAUGUAUCUCGGGCAGUAUAUGCCUUCUGUUGGCCUUUGGGUUAUGGAUAAGAUUGGGGCAAGACGGGUAGAAGUUGCUGCAAAGCACGGGAAUACAUACUCAUUGAGUUUGCUCUUUGGGAAAAAGAAGGAACAGUGAGUUGGUCAAAUUCUGAAGGUUGGCAAGGUCGAUGAUCAUGGACAGUACUCAUCCUUCCUUUGCCUGAUAUACCUGUUUGUGCUUUGUUUCCUGAAGCUGGAUAUCCUUUUUACAACCCUGCGCUAAUAUGCAGCUUGCAACAUUAUGUCAGCCUCUUCAACAGAAUUUUCUUCCAUUUCUUUCCUGAAGUGGAUCAUACAUAUUUUCCCCAAGGUGUCCAUAUCAGUUUGGAUCUGUAAUUUAUGUUAUUUUAGGGAACGUGGUCGCCAUUUCUAACAUUCUUCUGGAUGUAGUCAAAUUUUCGGCUGUCUUCAUAAUACUAUACAUGGUUCUUGUUGUAAAGUUAUUGAACUUGCGGAUAACUAGGCACACAACACAAUGUACAACCACCGGAUAUUUUGAUCAGAAUGGGAAUUUGAUGCUCAACUGAUCAAUGUGCCAUUGCCCUCAUCCAAAAAAGUAAACGACUGUAAAAGCAAGAAUAACCCAGAUCUUCACCCUUUAUAUUUCUUGAAAAUUCACAAAUAAAUGAAUGUUAUAUUUCUUGAAAAUUCAGCUGCUUAACGAAACAAUUAGUUUAACAAAUGUGGCAAUUAAUGCCUUACUUCGGUUUUGCAACUCUCACCAAAAAAGGGUUAAAUAUUUCCUUGCUUUCCCGUAGUCUCACUGCCUUCUCAUUGAAAAGCGAGGAGAUGAGGGCUAUACAUUACAUCAAAAUGGUUCUAAAGUGCAUUACUGUACUUGACUACUUGCUACGGAUGUACUGUACUUAAAUUUUAGGUAUGAUUUAAUGAAGGGAUCCAACUCUCCAUCCAUGACAGAAAUGAUGUCAGAGGUUUCAUAUCCUGUUCGAACAUCUUUCACCAGCUUGUAAGGAUGAAAUACAUAGUUCCGUAUUUGUUGUCCCCACUCAGCUUUCACUGCAUCCCCUCUAAUUUGCUUGAUCUCAGACGCUCUUUGUUCCUCAGCUAUGACUAACAAUUUAGCUUUCAAUCGGAUGAGAGCCUUGAUCUUGUUUGCUAACUGGGUCCUUUCUUCUG